AUAUGUGCUAUGUCUGUUCCACGUUUUAAGGCAAGGGGGUAGCUGCCAGUUUCGUGACAUCUGCCGAUAAAAUGGGCUCGACUAAAUCCAAUAUGAAGACGUUGCAUACUAUAGGCUACCCAGCGAAGAAGCAACCCAUGGUAGAGCGGACCGUGACCUAGGGCUGAAAAUACCCCUGGCUAAUUUCACGUGUCUCGGGCUCAAGGAGUCUAUCUACUUUCGACCUGCCUGCUCGUAUUCAACGAUAUUGUCCAUGGGUACAUUGAUGUAUAUUACAAUCUCAUUUCAGCCAUGUAACAAUCCAACUAUGAGCCAUUUUGAUGGGAUAAUUCGAUCACCAUGGAAUAUUCAAAUAUAUAACACAUAAGAUGUCGACAGCCGCUAUUACGGCCAGGUUUGGUGUUUUGGCGACCUUGCUGCUCGCAGCGGUUGAGCCUUUCGGUCAAGCUGUUCGCCGGUCGGAACUUCAGUUACGAUUCCUAAAUGGCUCCUCCCAGGUGCGACCUUCAUACGACUAUGUGAUCGUAGGAGCCGGAACAGCUGGCUUGACUAUAGCGGAUCAUCUAACAGCAGAUGGCAAAUAUACCGUUCUAGUCGUGGAGAAUGGAGAUGUCGUCGACUCUCCCAGAAUCAAACAAGUUUACUCAGGUAGUGCCGCUAUGGGACCGACUUGGUCCUACCAAAUCAAUUCCGUGCCUCAAGUGAACCUACAGAACCGAAGCACAGCAGUCGUUGCUGGCAACCUAGUUGGCGGUAGCUCUGCUAUUAACGCCAUGAUGACUGUUCGGGGAACCUCGGAGGACUAUGAUCGAUGGGGGAGUUUCUUUGGCAAUAACUCCUCCUGGUCUUGGGAUGGCUUGCUGCCGUAUCUUAAGAAGGCCCUUACUUUUGUGCCUCCGGACCCCGCCGUAGCCAAGUCGGUAAACAUAACUUAUGACUCUUCAUAUUGGGGCAAUAGUUCUGGUGUAUAUGCAGGAUGGCCGUUCUUUCAGUGGCCUGGACUAACUACGCAAAUUGAGGCCUUCAGAGAUAUACCUGGUGUCGAAUUCCCCCCUGACAGUGGUGCAGGCAAAGCGGGAUUUUACUGGUUCCCAACCUUCAUGGAUCCUCAGAAGGUUCAGAGAUCUUAUGCUAGAACUGGACAUUAUGAUGGUAUUAAUAGGACGAACCAUGAUGUCGUCACCAAGUCUCAUGUUACCAAGGUUCUGCUAGAAGACGGGGCGGCUACAGGUGUGAUUUUCCGACAAAAAGUUGGAAACGCAACGACCUAUACCACUGUCAAAGCUAACCGUGAAGUCAUCCUUUCUGCUGGCGCGAUCCACUCUCCCCAGCUGUUACAACUGAGUGGAAUUGGCCCCAAGAAACUGCUCGAGUCCGCCGGCAUUAACACGACUGUUGACCUCCCUGGUGUUGGCCAAAAUUUCCAAGACCAUCCAAUGAUGUUCAUGAGCAUUGUCCUUGCCAACUUUACGACACACCCAAGCCCACUUGAUAUGUUCAAUAAUAAGAACUUCACUGAUUGGGCACAGGAGCUCUGGAGGACUAACAAAACAGGUCCAUACUCUAUGGGUAUAGGCAAUGCAGCAGCAUGGUUGGGAAUGCCUGUAAUCUCGCCGGAGAGAUUCGAAAGCAUAGCAAACAAAUUGGAGAACCAGGAUCAUGCAGCCCAAUUACCUCCCGAUACCGAUCCUACGGUGGCUGCUGGGUAUAGAGCGCAAAUGAAGAACAUGGCGGCGUCUAUUCGUUCUUCAAACACGGCGUUCUAUAAUCAUGUCUUAACAGGGGCCGGAUCCUCGGGCACAUUGGUAGACCUACAUCCUUUAAGCCGUGGUACCGUCAACAUAAACACGACAGACCCAUUCAACACCGAGCCUAUCGUAGACUACAGAGCCCUAACUAAUCCCGUGGAUGUCGAUAUUUUAAUCGAGAUGCUCCGAUUUACUAAACGAUUCUUCUUCGAGACACGAUUAAAGGAAUACCUCCCCCGACAAGUACAACCACCCGACUACGUCAAUGAACCAGAAGACUUGGCUGGCUUCUUGUCGGAGAACCUUACGCCUUCGGAGUUCCAUCCCUCUGGGACUUGCGCCAUGAUGCCGAGAGAGCUGGGUGGUGUUGUCGAUGAAAACCUGAAGGUAUACGGCGUGAAGCGUCUGAGGGUGGUCGAUGCUAGCAUUAUGCCUACAUUACCUGGAGCGAACACUUGCCAGAGUGUCUAUGCUGUUGCCGAAAAAGCGGUUGAUCUUAUCAAGGCUGAUUUGUAAUUUGAUGGAAAUGCUCAGUUGGAAUGUUCCUCGCGUACCGUCCGAGUCUGGAAGGGGAGGAUUUCAUGUAGGGGGGCCGGUCGCUAGAGUUUCCGAAAAUAUUUCAUUUAUAGCUAUCUUGCCGCUUCGCGUGUAUGAAUUCUGCCUACCUACAACGACAGGGUGUAUGGUUUAUAAGGAGAUAGUAGUACGAAUUUACUAGGA
Messenger RNA from Hypoxylon trugodes, 2468 nucleotides. RefSeq names its product putative GMC oxidoreductase. Gene Ontology annotation, molecular function: oxidoreductase activity, acting on CH-OH group of donors; flavin adenine dinucleotide binding. Bases 369 to 2264 code for a protein of 631 amino acids. Gene Ontology annotation, biological process: secondary metabolite biosynthetic process. Lineage: Eukaryota; Fungi; Ascomycota; Sordariomycetes; Xylariales; Hypoxylaceae. The transcript has 13 exons. The record is from RefSeq and is a predicted model, not a curated record.